UCGCUUUGCACACGCUCGCUCCGCCUAGCGCCCAUUCCUUCCCCAUCGUUUCCCGCUCAGCUCCGAGCCCAUCGCCGCCGCCGGGCGCCCCCGCUGCUGUCAGACCUGCUCGCAAUGGCAGCUUCGUUGCUGCCUCGCAAGGCUACCAGGAUGCAGAUGCUGGCCCAUCGAGGAGGCCGAUGUUGACGCCAUCUUCUGCAUCAGCUCUAGAAGCCACAGCAGCGGGGGAGCAAGCCGACAGCUCCUCCAGCAGAGACUCGGAUUCGUACAUAUCCAUCAAGAGUACGCAGAGCUCCAACAGAAAGCGAAGAUCCAGACAGACAUCGAAGAGUCGUUCCAUCGUUGCUGCGGACGACAGAGACAAAAACAGCCAUGCCGGCCACGGAAUGACCCUCGCGACCUUUGCUUCCACCGAAGACACCGCACGUGCGCUUCAUCGCUCUGCCGUAGCGCUCGAGCAAGCUCAGACAGGACAACAGGCGAGGCGCUCGCGAGACCGGUCGCGUUCGUGGACAUGGCAUAUCGGCUCAGGCUUCACCCCGGCCAGCACGAAUGCUCCGCCAUCGCCGAGGGACAGCUCGCCAGAGCGAGGAUUCGAGCGGCCAACCAUUGCAGCCCCGUCUACAUCCUCGUCUGGGCGCCGCAGGGACGAGGGUAACAGCUCGCGGCCUCGCAAACCGCGAGUACGUGGCCGUGCAAACUCCUCAGCGUCGUCCCAUGCGCAUCAAGAAUCUCAACUACCGUCAGCCGCGCAUCUCUCAAGUGGAAGCGGAAGAGGCAGUCGCUCUUCGACCCGGCCCUCCACGCCAUCGUCCUCUGCGGCAGCAGACUACCUGGACCUGGACCUGGACGGCCCGACUCCUGCUGGACUAAACGGCGCGGGGAUCCGCGUGGUGCCCCCUCCUCGGGUUCGAUCCAGUCCUCAUCUUGGCGAGCUUCAGCGUCUAGCGCACAGCUUUUCCCCUAUCCACACACCGUUUCACAGCUCGACGCAGCCGUCAUCUUCCUUCGAUUAUAGUAACGCAGCCGCUGCCGUAGCCGCUGCAAACGCCGGGUACUUUGGCGCCGCUGCCGUAACCACUCCCUCUUUCCUCACUGUGCACAACCCACACCUACCCUCUGCAUCAGCUUCCCACAGCGAUGGAGCGGCCAUCCGCUGGCUCGAAGCGGCUCGUGCCCACGCUGCAACCCUUGGCUUGCAGCACACCACGCAAAGCCCCUCUCAACUACCCCUCAACGACGUGCCGCCUCCAUACUCGCCGCCGCAAUCUUCCCUGCAACCUGGCUUCCUUCCGCACCAUAACCGCGAUACUAUGACAGCUCCGCCGUCGGAUGACGAGCAGCGCGCUCCGACCGAUGCGCUCUGUGUGAGCCUCAAUGGCUCGGAUCUGCGACGUCGGAGGCGGCACGCAGGUGAUGAAGGCGACGAACGAGGUGCGCUGGAUCCUAAUAUCAGGCCAGAAGAACGCCAGGGCGUCACGGAGUACCGCAGCAGGCGUCGCCGGAGAGCUGCGAGCCACGAUGGAGCGAGCAUGUCUCGCAUGGUUAGCCUGACCCCAGUCGCCACUGGGCGCGAACUGCCAGCGCCGGGGCAGACUGGUGAUCUCGGCCACCGAAGAGCGACAGCGACGAGCCUCGGCGACGACUUGUCGCCCGACAGCAUGCGCAGCGAUGCAGAUAGCCAUUUCGAUGGCGUCACCAGUGGCGGAGAAGGCGCAGACAUGAUGUCUGAAUUUGGAGGGGAUGGCGGCGCUGCCAGCGCGUUCGCAGGGGAUAGCAAGGCCGGGGGCGCAGAAGAUGACGUUCUUGUCCUGCUCAUCCUCCUCCAUCCCCUGCGCCUACUCGCCGCCGUGCCUGGUCUGCUAGGCACAUUUUGGCUUUUACGCAACUCGGUUGUUCUGGCGCUGCAACAACAAGACUUGAGGAGACUAGGCGACCGUAGAGAUCCGGGACCGCUCGACUUCUUUGUCUCUUGUCUUUGGAGUCUGGGUACCGCUUUCUACGCGCUCUCGUUCACCACCUUGCUCUUGCGAAGAUGGCUGCUCUACUAUUCUCUGCUUCCAUCCCUCAUCCCCGCUCGGAGCAUGGGUUGUCAUCGCGUCCACAUCGGCGUUCUCGGACGUCGUCGCCCGGUGGGUGACCAGCAACAUUGCCGAUAUGCCGCUCCCGGACGAUGACGCGUCCGCCUCGGAUGGACUUCUUCGCCGUGGCGGCCGUGGGAUCGGCAAGGGCAGCUCCAGGCUCUUCAAGCUGAUCAUGGGCGAGCCGGGCAACACGGAGCUUGACGAGUCGGAGGAGACCGACUCGGAGGAUCAGCAGGAGGAGGACAGCUUGCUGGAAGAGUUCCGCGCAGCCGACGCAGCGCUCGCGAGCUUGACGAGCGAAGGCAGAGGCGCUGCCAGGCGCAAUGGCCACCUACCACACGACGCCUUUGUGCAUGCACCUGCACCUGCGG
Tilletiaria anomala UBC 951 is the source of this 2455-nucleotide messenger RNA. RefSeq lists its product as uncharacterized. Gene Ontology annotation, biological process: protein N-linked glycosylation; cellular response to oxidative stress. The coding region runs from base 180 to 2177 and encodes 665 amino acids. The record is from RefSeq and is a predicted model, not a curated record. Gene Ontology annotation, cellular component: endoplasmic reticulum membrane. The transcript is spliced from 3 exons. Lineage: Eukaryota; Fungi; Basidiomycota; Exobasidiomycetes; Georgefischeriales; Tilletiariaceae.